AUGUUCGGAUAUUUUUGUAUAACGGUCCGGAUCCAGUUUCAGUUUUUCCUGUUCGGGUUUAGGCAAUCUUUUCGGACAUCUUUAACACCAAAUGUUCUGUCCAAUGCCUCAAGACAUUCCAUUUCAAGAACUCAGUUCAUCUGUCUCUCGAAAUCCACGGGAGAUGGAACUUCAGAUUCCGAUCUCGAUCCUCCAAAGCCCGAAGGAGAUUCCCGGAGACAAGAACUCUUGGCCAGGAUCGCCAUGCUUCAGACAUCGAAAGUCCGUUUAACUGACUUCCUGGACGAACGUUCAGAUUACCUCACCAAGUUUGCCGAAGAAGCCAACGCUGAGUUUGACAAGGUUGGUGAAGACGCCAUGAAAGACCUCGACGAAGCAAGCUCAAGGAUAUUAGAGAACAUUGAGAGCAAGAUGCAAGCGUUUGAGGAAUCUGCGGGGUUGAACAGGUUGGAGAUAGAGGAGAACGAUAACAAGUUGGCUGAGUUCGAGGAGAAGAUCGUGGAAGACAGGAACGAAGGAUUGUUCUUCAAGAGCUUACGAGAUAAAAAGCCUGUGGAUGUAGAGAAAGCUAAAGAGGAGACAGAGAAAAUACAAGAGGUUACCAAAGUAAGUGCAGGAUCAAAGUCAAGAAGGAACAUUUACCUCGGUUUGAUUGGGAUCUUGGUUGUAUCAAUUGCUGAUUCGUUUGUUUCUUCACCGGAUUGGAGAAAAGUAGCGGUUCUUGGAGGUAUUCUUGUCGCACUGGUCACUCAGUUCGUAUAUGAGCAGACAUUGUUAUCAGAAGAAGUAGGUAAGGGUAAAGGAAACAAGAAGGAAUGAACGAGAGACAGGAAGAGUUUGGACUCUGUGUCAAUCAAAAUAGAUUAAUAUGACUUGGUACAUCAAGUUAAAUGAUGUUUACUCGAAUCAUUCACACAAAUGUGAGUCACCCAUAUGCUCGUAAUGUAUGUAUAUUCCACUGUAUAAUGCUAUUUAGGGAAUGACGACCAUGUCAGAGUGUGUUCAAUGA
Brassica oleracea var. oleracea is the source of this 1009-nucleotide messenger RNA. RefSeq lists its product as uncharacterized. Gene Ontology annotation, cellular component: chloroplast. The coding region runs from base 1 to 819 and encodes 272 amino acids. NCBI's taxonomy places the organism in Eukaryota, Viridiplantae, Streptophyta, Magnoliopsida, Brassicales, Brassicaceae. The transcript has 2 exons. The record is from RefSeq and is a predicted model, not a curated record.